Molecule: messenger RNA, 1035 nt
Organism: Liolophura sinensis
Lineage: Eukaryota; Metazoa; Mollusca; Polyplacophora; Chitonida; Chitonidae
Product: guanine nucleotide-binding protein subunit alpha-11-like
Exons: 7
Coding region: 1-1035 (344 amino acids)
Biological process (GO): adenylate cyclase-modulating G protein-coupled receptor signaling pathway
Cellular component (GO): heterotrimeric G-protein complex; cytoplasm
Molecular function (GO): G protein-coupled receptor binding; guanyl nucleotide binding; G-protein beta/gamma-subunit complex binding
Source: RefSeq, a predicted model, not a curated record
AUGCCAGAAGAAGAGGAUGUGUUAAGUGUUGGUGGGGCAAGCUCUGGAAAGAGCACCUUUAUUAAGCAGCUACGCCUACACUAUGGGGACGGCUUCCCAGCACAGGCCAGGCAGGUCUUCAUCCCCCACAUCGUAGACAAUGUCACAGACGCAUUCAAUAUACUCCUGGAGCAGAUGGCCAGGCUAGGGAUUCCAUUCAGUGAUACUCAAGCAGAAAAACAGGGAGAUGAAUUCCGUGAGAACCACCCCAGGCUUAUCGUCCAUGCCCUCCUCCAGUCCAUGUCCCCCGAUGACAGCCCCACAGAAGAGCUGGGUAAAGGGGCCUGUGCCCCUGUCAUGCUGAAUGCUGCCAAACCUAAACUCUCCCCCAGCAUGGAGAUCAUUCGGAACCGGCCGAGUAUAGCCGAGCUGCGGCAGCUGUGGGCGGAUCGAGGGGUGCAGCAGUGUUAUGCAAGACGAGCAGAGUUCUCACAGGAUCUUUGCUUAUCACAGGCUGGCCAAUAUUUCCUGCAGCAUAUAGACCGUGUGUUGGCCAGCAAAUACUCUCCUACCAUUAUGGACAUACUUUACAUCAGGAAACCCACCCUUGGGGUACAGGAACAUAUCUUUAACAUUGAUAACCUUUUGUACAGGGUUAUAGAUGUGGCAGGUCAGAAAAGCCAGAGAAAGAAGUGGAUACAUUUUUUUGAGAGUGUGACGGCCGUGGUCUUCUUCGCUUCUCUAGCUGGAUACAAUGAGAACCUGGAAGAAGAAAAAACAACAAACUCACUACGUGACAGCCUUCAGACCUUCCGGGAGGUAGCGUUCAACCAGUUCCUGGAGAGAACAGAGUUCAUCCUUUCCUCAACAAGGGAUUCAUCUGCAGAGAGCUGUGCACAGUAUAUUAAGGAACAGUUCCAGCGUCACAAACCUGCUAACAAGAGGGUCUACACACAUAUCACCUGUGCCAUAGAUACCAAGAUGAUGAAGAAAGCCUUGAGUGACGUACUGAGGAUUAUUGUGGACAUCAAUAUGCAGAAAAUUGGGACGUUCUGA